Molecule: messenger RNA, 396 nt
Organism: Cooperia oncophora
Lineage: Eukaryota; Metazoa; Nematoda; Chromadorea; Rhabditida; Trichostrongylidae
Source: the annotation of a GenBank genome assembly
AUGAAGGAUUGGUUACGAGAAUGUGUGGAUCGGAGGUUUUACGUUGCUGACAAAUACAAGCGUGAUCAACGCUGGAAAGUUUGUGCAGCUGCAUGUAAUCGAAAUCGCACGAAAAUUAUUGGAAAGGACGGACAGGUUGAUGAAUUUCCUUAUUUCCCGAAAGAGCUUGAAGAAGCUGCUUUCCGAGAAUCUAAUGGACUACCCUAUGUCUAUGCUGAAGCUAUGGCAAAACUGCUCUUUCCCGAUACACCUCACUUGUUUUUCAAGGACCAAGAUCACGGGAAGCGGGUUUGGUUGCACGAAGUGUUGGACCGUCGCUUCCCAACUCGUGACAAACUGCAUCAUGUUGCCAAGUGGAAGUCUUGCACAACGGCGAUUAACAGGAACAAAGCAGAA